UUUAUACGUACAGCGUAAUUAAGCCCAAGCUCAAAACAAUGGCAGCCUCUUUCCGCACCUCCCAAGUUCUCUUUCUCCUGACUUUCUUCUUUUCCCUCACAAAUAUCACAGCUGAUCAAUCGCCACCCAACACGGGCGGCACAAACUUUUCAUGCUCAGUGGAUUCACCCUCCUCCUGUGAAACGUACGUCGCCUACUUUGCCAAGCCACCCAAUUAUUUGGACAUGGAAAACAUAUCUCAUCUAUUUGAUCACCUCUCUCCUUCAUCAAUUGCAAAAGCCAGCAACCUAGAUUCCGCCGCCGGAAUCAACAACCAGCUAUUUCCCGGUCAGCUCUUACUUGUACCCAUCACCUGUGGCUGCACCGAUCACCGUUAUUUCGCCAAUAUAACUUACCAGAUCAAGGAAGGCGAUAGCUACUACUUAGUCUCUGUAAAUUCAUUCGAGAAUCUCACCGACUGGCAUGCAGUGCAAGAGAUGAAUCCCACGCUGAAUCCAACCCUCUUGCAGAUUGGCACACAAGUAACCUUUCCUUUGUUCUGCAAGUGCCCCUCAAAAUCCCAUGUAGGAAAUAUUACAAACCUCAUGAUCACCUAUGUAUGGCAACCCACCGACGAUGUUUUUCAAGUAAGUGCUAAAUUUAGCGCCUCGCCGGCUGACAUUGAAGCUCAAAAUGGCUACGGCAAGAACUUCAGCGCUGCAGUGGGCCUUCCGGUGCUGAUCCCCGUGUCACAGUUGCCAGCUCUGUCUCAAUCUUACCCGCCACAGCAGUCUCAUUCCAAACAUCGUUGGGUAUUCCUCGUACUUGUUAUGAGCUUGGGAGGUGCUGCUUUGAUGUUCCUUUUGAUUACUUUGUUGGUCUAUGCUUAUUGUUUCCGUGAGAGAAUUAAGAAGAGUAGUACUAUAAAUCGUAUGGGUUCGUCUCUGGAGACCAGCGAUCUGAUUCAAACGAAGGAACAAGCAAAAAGCGAAGCCUUUAAGGGAAAGCUACUUCCUGGAGUUUCGGACUACCUCAGCAAGCCAAUCGUGUUCGAGAAUAAAACGAUUAUGGAGGCAACGAUGAACCUUAAUGAACACCGAAGGAUUGGCGGAUCGGUUUACAGGGCUACGAUCAACGGGCUGGAUUUAGCAGUGAAGAAAACCAAGGAAGAUGUCUGCACAGAGGAACUAAAAAUCUUACAGAAAGUAAACCAUGCAAAUCUGGUGAGAUUGAUCGGCAUCUCGUCUGAAGUCGCAGACGGGAAUCGGUUCUUGGUCUAUGAAUAUGCGGAAAAUGGGUCACUUGAUAACUCUUUGGCGUUCCUCACAUGGAACCAGAGGCUAAAUAUUGCACUAGAUGUAGCCAACGGUCUAUACUACAUGCAUGAACACACACAGCCGACGAUUGUUCACAGAGAUAUCAGAGCAAGCAAUAUACUUGUUGACUCCGGGUUCAAGGCAAAGAUAGCAAAUUUCUCCAGGGCUAGAUCUGCUAUAAACUGCAUAUUGCCGAAAGUGGAUGUUUUCGCUUUUGGAGUUGUUCUGCUGGAGUUGCUUUCGGGAAAGAAAGCCAUGGAAAUAAAAGAAAAUGGUGAGGUUGUUAUGCUGUGGAAGGAGAUAAGAUGGAUCUUUGAAGUGGAAGAGAAGAAGAGAGAGGAGAGGUUAAGAAAAUGGAUAGAUCCAAACUUAAGGGGCUUCUGUCCGAUUGAUGGGGCUAUCAGCUUGGCGGCUUUGGCGAGGGCGUGCACGGUGGAUAAAUCUUCGGCAAGGCCAAGCAUGGGAGAAAUCGUAUUUAGCCUGUCUCUUCUUACUCAGUCAUAAUCAUCUUCUCAAACUUCAGAAAGAUCUUAAUUGGAGUACUUCAGGAUUAUUAGAAGGAGAUGAAGCAAUUCAUAUUGUUGGUCCAGUCAAAGCUCGCUAAUUAAUUUAGUGAAGAACCAGUUUAUAAUUAAUACAUCAAUCUCUUACAUAUGUUCAUGUAUAUAAAUUUUCAUUUUAAUAAUUAA
This is a messenger RNA of Alnus glutinosa, 1984 nucleotides long. Its product is annotated as serine/threonine receptor-like kinase NFP. Bases 39 to 1799 code for a protein of 586 amino acids. Gene Ontology annotation, molecular function: protein tyrosine kinase activity; ATP binding. The record is from RefSeq and is a predicted model, not a curated record. Gene Ontology annotation, biological process: protein phosphorylation. NCBI's taxonomy places the organism in Eukaryota, Viridiplantae, Streptophyta, Magnoliopsida, Fagales, Betulaceae. The transcript has a single exon.